AUGGUCGUGUUGCAAAAAAUAUAUAAAAAAGAUUUGUACAAUGAUAAACUAGCCAACUCGAAAUGGUUUGACCCAACUGGGAUUCCGUACUUGGCACCGGUUGAAUUUACGACACCACGCUUGCCACACGGCCGGUAGUGUAUUUGCUACGACAGUGCAGGCAGCAUGUGAGAAGUUGGAGUUUCCUUUAUCAUACUUUAUUCGUAAAUUAGUCCAAUUUAAACUUUCUGCGGCGUCAUGCAUGAAAGGUCGCUCCCCGCCUCUCCCAACUGGUACUGCUCCCGCAGCAGUGACGUCAGCAGCAGUGGUUUGCUGGGCGUCGGAGCCAAAAACAUCAUCUAUUUGAUUGAUGUGUCUGCAUCCUCCUGCAGGGUUGUAGGUGAGCUCGUUGGCCACAAAGACUUGGUGUCCGGCUUUUCAUUCUGUCAGCAUGCAGGGCAGAGUAACAUCUGUGUCAGCUCCUCCACUGAUGGGAGCAUUCGCUUCUGGGACUCCGACAACAAGGCUCUUAUAAGGGAGGAAGCAGCUCAUCAGACCUCCGUAUCAGCGGUGCACUGGUCUCCGGUGGAUAAAAACCUGGUGGUGUCGGGGGAUGAGAAGGGUGUUGUGGUGUGUCACUGGUACAACACCGGCGACACCACCAGCUUCUUUCCAGAGCCCAGGACCAUCUUCUGCCUCACUUGCUCCCCUCACACCUGGAGAACUGUGGCUGUCGGGUACAAAGAUGGGAUGAUCGUGCUGAUCGAUGUGAGUAAGAAAGGCGAGGUGAUGCACCGUCUGCGUGGACACGAAGAUGAGAUUCACUCUCUGGCGUGGUCGCCUGUAGCCAGCGAGGACACUCUCUACAUCACUGAAGCAACCAGUGGAGCGACUGCAGGAGAUGAGAAGGGCUGCUAUCUAGCAUCUGGGAGCAAAGAUCAGACAAUGAGGAUCUGGAGCUCAGCCAAGGGAAAAAGUGUGAUGACUCUGAAGCUGCCAUAUCUGAAGAAAAGAGGGUCUGCAGUCGACCCCGGGGUCAAGGAGAGACUCUGGCUCCACGUCCACUGGCCGAAGGGACGACCCACACAACUGGUGUCCAGCUGCUUCGGUGGUGAGUUGGUGAUCUGGGACCUAACCCGGACAGGGAAGCAGAGGUGGACUCUGUUGGGGACAUCAUCAGAGGGGCAGAACCACAACAGGAUCGUCUUCAACGUGAGUUCAGUUCACCUGCAGGACGACAGAGAGCUGAUCAUCAGCACCUCCAUGGACAGAGAGAUUAAAUGCUGGGACCUGGCCUCUCUGGACUGCUGUUGGACUCUGCCCACCCUGGGGGGGUUCGUCUACGCCCUGACCUUCUCCCCUGUGGGAACAGGGUGUCUGGCGCUGGGUGUCGGGGACAACAUGAUCCGGGUGUGGAACACACUGACCACCCAGAACCAGUACGACACCCGGUCCUUCUGGCAGGGCAUCAAGUCCAAGGUCACAGCGCUGGCAUGGCACCCAAAAAAAGAAGGAUCCUUGUCUUUUGGAACAGAUGAUGGAAAAGUUGGCAUCUACGAAGUGUUCUCAAACAGACCUCCUCAGAUAUCGAGUUCCUAUCACAGAAAAACGGUGUACACACUGGCCUGGGGGCCCCCAGUCCCCCCGAUGUCGUUUGGUGCCGCAGGAGGAAAGCCGUCCUACAGCCUGUACAGCUGCGCAGGGGAAGGCACCAUCCUGCAGCACGACCCGUCUAAACUGAGUGGAGAGGCUGGGGACAUCGACAAGCUGAUCAGAGACACCAACAACAUCAAGCACAAGCUGUCUCCACACACAGACUUCAGCUGGAAGCCAGAUGGGAAAGUGGUUGCCAUCGGCAACGAGGACGGGUGUAUUGAUGUGUAUGAGGCUCCCAGUCUGAAGCUUCUGUGCAGCAUCCAGCAGCACCACAAGAUCAUCAACACGUUGCGCUGGCAUCACGACCACAGCUCCCCGCCGGAGCUGCACGGCCUCCUGGCGUCAGGCUCCAGCAACGCCACCGUCUACGUGCACGACCUCCGCUCCAUCAUAGAGAGUCCUCCAGAAAGCCCUGUAGUGUUGACAGAGCCGUAUCGCAGGCUGUGUGGUCACACCGCUAAAAUCACCGGUAUGGUCUGGAGUCCACACCACGAAGCCCGGCUGGUCACCGUCUCAUAUGAUGGAACAGCUCAGGUGUGGGACGUGUUGGAGGAAGCAGCUAUCUGUAACUACCGCGGUCACGUUGGUUUCCUGCUGUGUGUGGACUGGUCGCCUGUGGAUCCAGAUGUGAUCUGGACUGGAGGAAAGGACUUCACGCUGCAUGAAUGGAAGGUCUCCACACAAGAGUUUACAAAGCCACCUAAAGGGAAAAAGAUGGUCAACCUGAAGGAGAAGAAGAAGAAAAACAAGAAGGUGUCAGGGGCCGGAGGGGCCGGAGGGGCCGCACCACUAGAGAUGAACGGAGGUUCAGUUACAGGAGGAGUGAAGGCGGUGAAAGCUCAGGAGCUGUCUGGUGAAGAUGAGGAAGAUGAAGUCAGCUCAACAAGCAGUUCCGUACCUCCAUCAGCCAUAAUUGAGACGCAAAGAAAAGCCUUCACUGCCGUAAAGAGCAAAGACAAACCAGACUUGCUGAAGAAGAAGAAGCCUCGCUCCAUGCUGCCCGUCAGCACCGCCAUGGACCAUCGGCCCAAAGAGGAUCUGCUGCAAGACUGCAUCACUCUGGCCUCGGUCAAACACAACAGUGCUCCCCCUGCAGGGUGUGUCCCAGGCCAGGGAGAGCACAUCCAUCUGGGCCUCUUUUCUGACAGGCAGGCUCUGCACCGCAUGUUUGAGGCAGAGGAGGAGGGUCAUGUGGAGGCGGGUCACUUUGAAUCAGUGGUGUACCUGCGGCUGUGGAGCGGAGACCUGGAGGGGGCGCUGCAGCUCGCCACAGAGAAGGGAGAGCUGAAUGACCACCUGCUCUCCCUCGCUCCCAUGGCGGGGUUCCUGGUGUGGAGCCGGACAGUGGAGGCCUUUGUGAAGCAGCUGUGUCUGCAGGAGCAGUACCUGAAGGCAGCAUCUCACCUGCUGUCAAUCAACAAGCUGUACGAAGCCAUCAACCUGCUGCGUUCUCACAAGCUCUACAGAGAGGCCAUAGCCCUGGUGAAAGCCAGGCUGCCAGCAGAGGAGCCGGUCCUGAAGGAGCUGUACACCUGCUGGGCCGCCGUGCUGGAGAGGGACGGACAUUUCUCUGCAGCCGCUAAAUGUUACCUGGCUGCUGGCGCCAGUUUCGACGCUGCUAAAGUUAUCGCCAGGAAGAACGACGUCUCCUCGCUGAGCACCGCGGCCAGUCUGGCCAGAAUCUCCGGAGAGGUUGCCCUGGCUCAGUCGCUGGCGCUGCGGUGCGCUAAGGACCUGGCAGCUGCUCAGGACUGGACCGCAGCCCAGGAGGUCCUGAGCUCACAGGAGAGCCUGCUGGUCCACAGGCUGCAUCUGUGUGUCGCUGAGCUGCUGGCCGUGAUGUUGGCAGACCCUCAGGCUGCGUCUCCGCCCUGCGUCUCCACCAACCUGUGGGCGUCUCCAGGCCAGCGUCACGUCAGCAUCCAUGGCCGAGUGAAAGCCGUGUGGGAGGAGCAGUUUGGCGUUUCACAAACGUCUGCAGGACACCGCAGCGUCAAAACUCUUUUGCAGGAGCUGAAGUCUUUGGAGAGUCCUGCACCCACCGCCAACAUUCCUCUCAGACAGGUUCAGCUGUAUUCCUCCCUCCAUCUGACCCGUGCUGUGUUGAGCUUGUUAUCAGACGAUGACGGGCAGCUGAUAAAGGAGCUGUGGCAGGCGGUGGCCUGGCUCAGAGACGCCGGACACUUCUGUGUCUCUGCAGAGCUCUGCAGGCUGCUGUUCCCUGACGGUAAGGUCACGGUUUGUUCACUAAAUCACCCCAAAGUACUUCAGUACGCAGAGGAGGAAGCCAAAGCGGCUGCUGGCAGUCUUGAGGCGUUCGUCCAUUACCACCGUCUGUACCAACACUGGUGGAGCAACCCCACCCAGAUCCAGAGCAGAUGUUCCCUCCCAUUAGCUGACUGCAGUCAUGGAGAGGAGGUGGAGGAGAAAGUGGUGAAUGGAGAAGGAGAUGUUUCUGAGUCAGGGGAGAGUGUCAGUCCGGAGACUUGGACAUUUCAAGACCUGGACCUCGGUGCGUAUGGGCUUCUGUCUGAGCGUCACGCCGCCUGUCAGGCCUCCCAGAGGUCAGUGAGGGAGAUCCAGGAGCGGAUCGCAGCCCUGGUGCUGAGGCACAGCCGGGCCCAGGUAGGGCAGCUGGACUCUGGGGAGAAGGAGGCCGCAGACAGGCCCCUGCAGCUCUCCUCCAGCAGAGAGGGCUCUGCUGAUGCUGAGCAAAGGCCUGAGGAGCAGGAAACCCUGCUCUCUCUGUCUACCAAGAUGUCAGAACACCAGAAACAGCUGGCUGACCUGCCGAACACAAUCAAGAUGUAUCCUCACCCCGAUGUUGUUGAAUGCUGUCUGGUUCUCCUGCACAUCAGCAAGUCUUCGUCUCUCUCAGAGUCGCUCCAACUAAAGGCCAAAGAUCUGCUCCGCAAAUACGGAAAAGAUCCCUCCGUCCUCAAAAUUGCUCAGAAAUUCCUUAGCUGAAUCUUUCAUUUAAAGACUGAAAGAAGCACUUCCUUUGUACAGCAUUUUUUUUUUUGAUGAGUAAAAAUAAACUUUAUUUGAUUCUACUUCCAGAAAAGCCUGAAAGUCUUCUGUAAGAGCUGCAUGCUCAUUUUCUGUCUGUAUUUUGACCUCGAGUAACAAUUGUUGUUAAACUUAAACACUAACGGUUCAAACUGUUAUUAAUUGAUAGGUAAUUAUUUAUUUCAACAUGCUUCCAGCAGCUUGUCUUGUGUAAAGAUUUGAUGCUUUGCUCUAGUGCAGGGGUCUGCAACCCGCGGCUCUUUAAGCCCUCU
Notothenia coriiceps (black rockcod) is the source of this 4916-nucleotide messenger RNA. It is a transcript of the gene gemin5, whose product is annotated as gem (nuclear organelle) associated protein 5. Gene Ontology annotation, cellular component: nucleus; SMN complex. NCBI's taxonomy places the organism in Eukaryota, Metazoa, Chordata, Actinopteri, Perciformes, Nototheniidae. The coding region runs from base 238 to 4602 and encodes 1454 amino acids. The transcript is spliced from 28 exons. The record is from RefSeq and is a predicted model, not a curated record. Gene Ontology annotation, biological process: spliceosomal snRNP assembly. Gene Ontology annotation, molecular function: mRNA 3'-UTR binding; protein binding.